UGGAGAUGGAGAGCUCCAGCCUGCUGUCGGGCCUCGCUCACUUCCUCUCGGACACUUUGUGGCGCGCGGCGGGGUCUCCAGAGGCUCCCCGCGGUGUCCUCAUGGUCCCUGAAGGCAGCGCAUCAGAGGCGGACUUCAUGGCCUCGCGACCCCAGGACUUGGAGAUUCCCGCCUUCUGGGACUCCCCGCUGAGCCACGGCAUCAACGUGUUCGUGGGUCUCGUGCUGUGCUUCACCAUGCUGGGUCUGGGCUGCACGGUGGAUGUGAGCGCGCUGGGGGAGCAGGUGCGGAGGCCCGUGGGGGUCCUGCUGGCCAUCAUCUGCCAGUUCGUCAUCAUGCCGCUCGUGGCCUUCCUGCUCGCGCUCGCCUUCUCUCUGGAUGACGUCGCGGCCAUGGCGGUGCUGAUCUGCGGCUGCUGCCCGGGGGGGAACCUGUCCAACAUCCUGUCGCUGCUCAUGCACGGGGACAUGAACCUCAGCAUCAUCAUGACCAUCUCCUCCACGCUGCUGGCUCUGGUUCUGAUGCCGCUGUGCCUCUGGGUCUACAGCCGGGCCUGGAUCAACACCCCGGUGGUGAACCUGAUGCCCUUUGGAGCCAUCAUCCUGACCCUGUGCAGCACCUUGAUCCCCAUCGGGCUGGGGGUGCUGCUGCGGUACCGGAACUCCCGCGUGGCAGACAUCGUGUUGAAGGUCUCCCUCUGGUCCCUCCUGGUGACCCUCCUGCUGCUCCUCCUGCUGACGGGGGCCCUGCUGGGUCCUGGCCUGCUGUCCUCCCUCCCCCCCUCGGUGUACGUGGUGGCUCUCCUCAUGCCUCUCUGUGGGUACGCUGCAGGUUACGGUCUGGCCGUCCUCUUCGACCUGCCGCCCGCCAGCCGCCGCUCCGUUUCCCUGGAGACGGGAUGCCAGAACGUGCAGCUGUGCACCGCCAUCUUGAAACUGGCCUUCCCCCCGCAGCUGAUGGGAGGGAUGUACAUGUUCCCGCUCCUCUACGCUCUGUUCCAGGCGGCCGAGGCGGGGGUCUUCAUCCUGGCGUACAGGGUGUACCGGAGGAAGGUGUUGCACAAAGAGGAACCAGCAGGGGGGGGGCAGGAUAUGGGAAUCACCUAUCAGAGGUUUGAAGACGACGACGAGGAGUUUGAGUCUUCGUACGGAGCCGUGACCUCCAGUGACCCCAACACCAUCACUCUGGACCCCUGCCCCCCCCACCCCACCCCCGUGUGA
Trematomus bernacchii (emerald rockcod) is the source of this 1220-nucleotide messenger RNA. It is a transcript of the gene slc10a4, whose product is annotated as solute carrier family 10 member 4. Gene Ontology annotation, biological process: bile acid and bile salt transport. NCBI's taxonomy places the organism in Eukaryota, Metazoa, Chordata, Actinopteri, Perciformes, Nototheniidae. Gene Ontology annotation, molecular function: bile acid:sodium symporter activity. The record is from RefSeq and is a predicted model, not a curated record. Gene Ontology annotation, cellular component: membrane. The transcript is spliced from 3 exons. Bases 6 to 1220 code for a protein of 404 amino acids.